AUGUUGAAAAGUUCAGGAAAUAAGUUUGCAUAUUUUUCAGCUUCAUAAAUUUUUCAGAUAUUUCAAUUGCGUUUUUAUCUAACAAUUAAAACAACAUAAACAUUGAUUAAGAAUUUGUUUUUUUAAUUAAAUUGUCAAAUCCCUUUUAUUAGUAAUUUAUAAAGUGUAAAAUAGUUACGAUUAGUUUAUCUCAAUUAGUUAAUGUUGUUAAACGUUGAUUAUAAAUUAUCAAUUAAAGUGUGAAAAAUAACCGAAAAAGUGUCAUCAUGUUUUCGGGUUAUUUAAAUUUCAUCAAUUUAAUUGUGAUUUUGUUGAGUUUUUUUGUGGUGAAAAAACUUUUCGAUUUCAUCAGAUACUUGAAACCUUUUUUAAAACUUCCAAAGGAUCCAGAAUGUUCAUUCCUAUUUGGUGAUCUACUUACACUUAAAUCUGCUUUUUUGAAUAAGAAAUUGACAUCAAUUUAUUUAACCAAGUAUUUAAUUGAAAAUGCUGCUUAUCAUCAAAUUAAAUCCGGUGUACAUGUAUUUUGGCUCGGGUGGUGGCCCUUUGUUUUCAUUAAUGAUCACAAGUCUGUUGAGGCACUGAUUAGUAAAAGUCACAUAACUAAGCCCUAUUUAUAUGGAUUUAUUGGACUAAAGGAAGGGUUGGUCACUUCGAAAGGUGAAAAGUGGAAAAUGCGACGAAAAAUGAUUGAGCCUUUUUUCGUUAGUAAACAACAGAAAAGAUUUGCAGUAACUAUGGACGAAGUGUUUGAUUCGUUGAUAAAUAAGGACGAUUUUUGUGAAGAGGGAAAAUACUCAACGUUAGCUGAUCAAAUUCAUCUAUCAACAUUCGAUAUCAUCUUUAAAGUAACCGCAGAUUUACCGAUAGGCGCUGAAAGAGAGGAAAAACUUCAUAUGAUGGAUGCCAUCGAAUUCAUGGAAAUGAUAAUGAUAGAGAGAGCAUGUAAUCCACUUUAUUGGAUAGAUCGCAUUUUCUUUUUAACGAAAUUGGGUAAAAAAGUUACCAGCAUGACCAGCAGAGGUUACAAAUUUUUCGAAAGCGUUGUUAACAGAAAUCUUGACGAAAACUCCAAUAAAAUUGAGUCGAGUACACUUUCAUCAUUAAAUUUGGUGAAUAUGUUAGCUGGUUCUAGCCGAGGUAAAAUCGAUUCAGAAGGAAUAAGCGAAGAGCUGUUGACAACGGCUGCAGCGGGACACGAGACCACGGCCACUGCUCUCAACUUGAUACUGUUCAUCUUAGGAAACCGGCCUGAGAUCCAAGAAAAGUUAUAUCAAGAAAUUUCAUCGGUGUUUGAUAACAAUGACUCAGUCAAUGAUAUUGAAAAGGUUAAUAAGUGUAAUUAUCUGGAUAAGUGUAUCAAAGAGUCAAUGAGACUUUACCCACCAAUACCAUUGAUAGCAAGAGAAUUAGAUGAACCAAUGGAGAUUAACAGUUACUAUUUGCCAAAAGGAACCACUGUCGGGGUCAACAUUUUCAGCAUUCAACGAGAUCCUCGAAUUUAUCCCAACCCGACUCAAUAUGAUCCAGAGCGUUUUGAUCUAUCAAAUUUACCAAACAUUCCCAAAGGAGCUUAUAUACCUUUCGGAGUAGCACCAAGAAAUUGUAUCGGUUAUCGAUUUGCUUUAAUCGAAAUGAAAAUUUUUCUUAUUCAUUUGAUAAGAAGAUAUGAAAUUUUCUCAGCCAAGAAACUCGAAGACGUUUCUUUUAGAACGGAAUUCACUUUAAAACCCUCAUGUCCACUGGAAAUCAUGCUUCGAAAACGAAAUCUCAUGCUCGCUUAUGCUGAUGAUAAUUUGAAAUUUCCUGAAACGACAACUUCAACAAUUCCGUUGUAUUUGAAUAAAUGGAGCGCGAUUAGUCCCAAGGAUGGUCUUAAACUUAUUUUUGAGACAAUUUUAGUACAGGCCAACACCAUUGAUCGUGCAUCUUUCCCAUUUAAUCAAGAGUUUUGUCCAAAUGAGAGAGUUGCCUUUGAUACUUUUCGUAGAGAUAACUAUUAAUAAUAAAUAAAAGUGAAUGCAACUUAUUUGGGACACCAUGAUGCUCUGACCCAGGCCAACUUUUUACAAGCUGUCCGAUGGUAUAAACAGAUAUGUCAUAAACUCGCGAGUUUUAAUGUUAUUCAAGUUUCUUUAUUUAUUAUUACUGAUAUAACAUGAGGCAAAUAAUGUGCGAUUUACACCAAGUAGAUCCAAUUAGUACAAUUUCAGCCCAUUUUCAUACGGAUAAGAGUAAUGUCAAUUCUUGUAUGAUUAACAAUUUCAUUAACUAUAAAAUGUAACUUUUGGCAUUCAUGUAAUUCAUGUAAUUUAUUAGCACAUUCACGCGAUUCAUGGACUUUUGGCCUCUUUUCCCAUCAUAUGCAAGUCCAACAAUGUGAUCGAUUCUUGUCAAUGGCUCUCUGUGCUCAGGUUAGUACGAAAACAAAUUAGUUAUUAAUUUAACAUGAUCGACUUGUAGAGUAAGAUUUAUGUUCUUAAUUAAUAUUAAAAUGAAUAAUUUUCAGUCCAGAUUGUGGUCAUUUCGAGUCUCGCUGAAACCGUUUUCAUCAGUUUUACUCUGAUCGCGCGUAUAAGGAUCAUGACAAGACUCAAGUGUGUAAUAAUUUAGAUUGAUCAGACUAGUAAAUUUAAUUUCCACUGAAACAUUUGAAUCAACUUCAUUUACGAUAAGAAAAAUUCAAGGUAAAUCCAAAUAAUGAGGAGACUUAAUGAUAAACCAGUUAAUAUGAAACUCUAAUUAAUAGAAAAUAAAAGGAUAUUUCAAGGUCGAAUCAGAUUCCUUCGUAAUCGCCUCUUACUACUUACGUGUUUGAUUGCGAUGGGUUAACAUUAAAUUUCAAUUCAGGUGCUCAGAAUUUGUUUAUUUCAAUCAGUCAAUUUCUUGUAUAUUUUUCUUGAAUAGUCAAAAUUUGUUUAUUGAGUGUGAAAAUAUUAUAAAUAAUGGAUAAUAUUAUCAUGUUUUUCAGUGAAGUGAAUUUCAUCAAUAAAUCGCUCAUCAAUUUAAUUGUGGUUUUAUUGUUUUUUUUUGCGAUGAAAAAACUUUUCGAUUUGUUCAAUUAUUUAAACUAUUUUUUUAAACUUCCAAAGGACCCAGAAUGUUCAUUCCUAUUUGGUGAUUUACCUAAAUUUAAAUCUGCUUAUUGGGAUAGUAAAUUGUCAUCAAGUAAGUUGAGAGUUUUGCUUGAUGUUAAAACAUAAUCCCAAAUGACAAUUAACUAAAUAAAAUUACGACUUUGGACAAUAAUUUACCAUCAACAGUUAACUUGGUCAAUUUUCUCACUUCGAAUGCUUCAAAUCACCAAAUCAAAUCGGGCUUACAUGCACUUUGGCGGGGAUGGUGGCCUUUGGUUGUUAUUAAUGACCACAAAUCUAUUGAGGCUUUGACAAGUAAAAGUCACAUAACUAAG
Panonychus citri (citrus red mite) is the source of this 3412-nucleotide messenger RNA. RefSeq names its product cytochrome P450 4V2-like. The record is from RefSeq and is a predicted model, not a curated record. The transcript is spliced from 7 exons. NCBI's taxonomy places the organism in Eukaryota, Metazoa, Arthropoda, Arachnida, Trombidiformes, Tetranychidae. The coding region runs from base 267 to 2003 and encodes 578 amino acids. Gene Ontology annotation, molecular function: monooxygenase activity; oxidoreductase activity, acting on paired donors, with incorporation or reduction of molecular oxygen; heme binding.